Hemicordylus capensis (graceful crag lizard) is the source of this 2915-nucleotide messenger RNA. RefSeq names its product pre-mRNA processing factor 39 (gene PRPF39). Gene Ontology annotation, molecular function: protein binding. The transcript has 14 exons. Gene Ontology annotation, biological process: RNA processing; mRNA 5'-splice site recognition. Gene Ontology annotation, cellular component: U1 snRNP; U2-type prespliceosome; commitment complex. The record is from RefSeq and is a predicted model, not a curated record. The coding region runs from base 189 to 2207 and encodes 672 amino acids. NCBI's taxonomy places the organism in Eukaryota, Metazoa, Chordata, Lepidosauria, Squamata, Cordylidae.
GAGGGGCGGCUUCGGGCCUGCGCAGUUGCGCCUGCGCAGCACAGUCACCGCGUAAGGCCGCGGGCGGAAGGUCGAUCUGAGGUGGCAGCGACGACGACGGCUGCGGCUGGGCGGAAGAAGGGCCCGAAUAAUGGCAGAACUCGCGGGCCCGGCUAUUUUUUAACGGAGCAAGAGGAGUGUCAGUCGCUAUGCAGAGUUCAGAUCAUAAGGAUGAUCACAACAGCUUGAAAAGUGAGAUCAUGGGCAAAGCCACUGAAGCCAAGAGCGAGCAGGUGGCAGAUUUCGGCACAGAGAUCAUGAGCGUCACAGAGAUGGAGCAGUCUCCUGAAAACUCACCUGGAACCAAUACCCAGGAAGAGAACACCCAGGACAGUGAAAUGCCAGACACUGAAACUCUAAAGACUUCUGAUUCCGAUCCUUCAUUCCCUCCAGAGUUUGACAAGUUCUGGAAUGUAGUUGAGACAAACCCACAGGAUUUCACAGGUUGGGUGUAUCUCUUGCAGUAUGUAGAACAAGAGAACCAGUUACCAGCCGCCAGGAAAGCCUUUGACAGUUUUUUCUCACAUUACCCGUAUUGCUAUGGUUAUUGGAAAAAGUACGCAGACCUUGAGAAGCGCCACAGCAACAUGAAACAGUCGGAUGAGGUAUAUCGGAGAGGACUCCAAGCAAUACCUCUUAGUGUUGAUCUCUGGAUCCAUUACAUAAACUUCCUUAAAGAGACCCUGGAUGCCAGUGAUCCUGAAACUGUUGGGACCAUUAGGGGGACCUACGAGCAUGCAGUCUUAGCUGCAGGGACAGAUUUCCGCUCAGACAAACUCUGGGAAAUGUAUAUAAACUGGGAAAACGAAGAAGGUAAUCUGAAAGCAGUUACAGCCAUAUUUGAUCGCAUUCUUGGGAUUCCAACCCAGCUGUACAGUCAUCACUUCCAAAGGUUCAAAGAGCAUGUCCAGAAUAACCUGCCCCGAGACCUUCUUACUACUGAACAGUUUAUUCAGCUGCGGAGAGAACUGGCUUCUUCUGCCAAUAGCCAUAAUGGGGAGGAUGCACCUCCUGGAGAUGACCUCCCUUCUGGAAUUGAAGAUAUAACCGACCCAGCUAAGCUAAUCACCGAAAUAGAAAACAUGAGACACAGAAUAAUUGAGAUUCAUCAAGAGAUGUUCAAUCACAAUGAGCAUGAAGUCAGCAAGAGGUGGACUUUUGAAGAAGGGAUCAAACGACCUUAUUUUCAUGUUAAACCUCUGGAGAAAACCCAGCUGAAGAACUGGAAGGAGUACUUGGACUUUGAGAUUGAGAAUGGUACUCACGAGCGAGUGGUGGUCCUCUUUGAGCGCUGUGUGAUCUCCUGUGCCCUCUAUGAGGAGUUCUGGAUCAAGUAUGCCAAGUACAUGGAGAACCACAGCAUUGAAGGGGUGAGGCAUGUCUACAGCCGGGCCUGCACGAUACACCUCUCGAAGAAGCCAAUGGUGCACUUGCUCUGGGCUGCUUUUGAAGAACAGCAAGGGAAUAUCAAUGAAGCCCGAAGAAUUCUGAAGACCUUUGAAGAGAACGUUUCUGGUCUGGCCAUGAUCCGCUUGCGGAGAGUGAGUUUAGAACGACGGCAUGGGAACAUGGAGGAGGCCGAGCACUUGCUCCAGGAAGCUGUGAAGAAUGCCAAGUCCAGCUAUGAAGCCUCAUUCUUUGCUGUCAAGCUUGCUCGGCAUCUUUUCAAAAUCCAGAAGAACCUCCUGAAAGCCAGGAAAGUGCUCUUGGACGCCAUUGACAGAGACAGGGAUAAUCCGAAACUGUAUCUCAACCUGCUGGAAAUAGAAUAUAAUGGAGACCUGAAACAGAACGAAGAGAACAUCAUUGCCUGUUUUGACAAAGCUAUCAGUGGUACAUUGGCAGUAAAAAUGAGAAUCAUAUUUUCUCAGCGAAAGGUGGAAUUCCUUGAAGAUUUUGGCCUGGAUGUGAACAAGCUUUUAGAUGCCUAUGAAGAGCAUCAAGCCCUUUUGAAGGAACAAGAGUCACUAAAAAGGAAAGCAGAAAAUGGCUGUGAGGAGCCGGAUGAGAAGCGGGCCCACGGUGAUGAGGCAGCUCUUGCGUCUGGCCAAAUGAUGGAUGGAGACAUGCAAGCAAAUCAGGCUGCCUACAAUUAUAAUGCCUGGUACCAAUACAACUACCCAAAUGCAUGGAAUUAUGGACAAUAUUAUCAGUCCCCUUCAACUUGAGAAGAACAGUAUGAACAGAAAUGGGGUGUCAAGAUGUUUUUGUUUUUCUACAAAAACCAACAGGGAUGUGAACAAACUGUCAUGUGAAAUUUUGUCUUUUCUGCAUGUGCAAUGAGCUCACAGGGUACAUGUGACAAACGUGUGUGUUGAUAUCUUUCUGUCCUUAGUUUGAGAGCCUCAAUUAUUUCCCUCCUACUGAAGUUAUUAAAGUGUGCAGAAUAAUAUUUUCAGUUAAUAUCACAUUGGGAAUGUUAAUCUGCAAGUCCAGAACCUGUUUAUAAAGCACUGGCCAAAGUUUGUCCCUAGUGAUGAUUUGAAGGUGGCUAGAACAGGCUUGCUCUGCCCCACAGCUGGGGCUUUCUCCUUGAUUUUUUUUGGUUUCCCAUCCCUCUACUGAAGUGAAAUGUCCUUUGAACACUUCCAAAGUCCCAUCCUCACCCCUAUAAGUGUGUCUGUUUUGGCUUUAUCAGUUUACAAUUGCAGCAUUUGAAAGCUGUGAAGUGAUUUUUUGCAAAGAUAUUAAAGGGUGAAACUGCAUAAUGUAUAGGGCAUCCCUUUGGAUUAAUUAAAAAGUAACUAAAAUGAAGUGUGUUGCUGGAACCAUGCUGUGUUUGGGGUGAAUUUUGUAUUGAAUUUUCUUGUACACGUUGAGAAAUUUUUGUUUGGUUAAAAUGUCUUUUGUAAUAAAACCAAAUUGUGUCAACUUUC